CUGUCGCAAAUGUAGCUCCCCAGUCACUGCAGCUCCUGCGCCCCUCCCAUUAUUCUCUGCUGCCCAGCAGUCAGUCCCGGGCAGCACGCCGCUUCAGCAGCACCAGCUCCUGCAGGCAGCCCCCUCGGUGAGGAAGAGGAGUAGCAUGAAGUCGACCACCGCUGCACACUUACACACAAGCACACGCCGGCCACCUAUGGCAUAAGUGGCGCCUGUUGAGCUCAAUUUGGGUGGGGGUUUUCCUCUUUCUCUCUGUUCCUGCCUGUCAUGACAAAACAUGGAAGUCAAGCAUGACCGGCUGCCCGAAGAGGGAUUUGACUUGAAGCUGAAAAUCAGACCGAGAGAUGCUUCCCCGGCCCUCACACGAGUAGGUGUGAACUUCUACACCACUGUCAAUCAAGAUUACAGUGCUCAUGCCUGGCUAGCAAAAAAGGACAAAAUUGAGCAUGUCAGACACAGUUCAAGUGCAUGUAGGCAGGCUUUCCUAUAAUGUUCCACCAUGGAAACAACAUCCAAGCCUGGAAGGACCACCUCUCCUGCUUGAGAGGUCUCAGCAGAAGUGUGUUGUGGUCUUUGCUCUCAUGUGCUGCUUUGCAGUGUUGGUUGCGCUAAUAUUUUCUGCAGUGGACGUGGUGGGGGAAGAUGAAGACAGAAUCACAGAAAAUUGCCACAGAAAUUUUCGAGCUGUACUGGUGGAAAAUAUACCAGAAGGCCUCAGCUACACGGAAAAUGCUCCAUUUCACCUCUCUCUAUUCCAAGGAUGGAUGAAUUUAUUAGACAUGGCAGAAAAGAGUGUAUAUAUUGUGUCUUCAAGCUGGAAUUUGAAUGAGUCAUUCUCGGGUUACAGUCACCCUCUAGCAUGGCAGGGCCAACAAGUGCUUCAGAAACUAUUGGAACUGAAAUCUCGAAAUAUUGAGCUUAAACUGGUGAGUGAUUCGCAGCACACUGGAUUAAAGGAAUUGCGUCUGCUAGAAGAUAAUGGUGCUGAAAUACAUUACUUGAAUAUGUCUGUCCUUACUGGUGGAACUUUACGGACCUCAUUCUGGGUUGUGGAUAAGAAGCAUACAUAUAUUGGAAGUGCUAAUACAGACUGGCGGUCACUUGGACAGAUGAAAGAGCUUGGCAUCAUUAUCUAUAACUGCAGUUGCAUUGUUCUGGACAUACAUAGAAUAUUUACUCUUUAUGGUUAUCUGCGGUACAAGGACUUCAUACCUGACAUGUGGUCAAAAAGAGUAUAUGCUCUGUUCCAUAAGAACUCUGCCUUGAAAGGAAAACUGAAUGAAACAGAAGUUGAAGUGUUCCUAUCAAAUUCACCAAAAUCAUUUUGUCCCAGAGAUCGAGCCACUGAUCUAGAUGCCAUUCAGCACGUGAUUGAAGAUGCAAAGAAAUUUGUAUAUGUAUCUGUCAUGGAUUAUCUACCGCUUGUGUACAGCGGAAACAAUAAGAGGUACUGGUCAGUUAUAGAUGAAAAGCUACGUGAUGCACUAGUUUUACGGAAUAUCAGUGUGAGACUAUUAAUAAGCCACUGGAAAGAAACUCACCCACUUACAUUCAACUUUGCAUUAUCUCUGAAGGCACUUUGUACAGAACUACCACACUGCAAUAUAGAAGUGAAAUUCUUUGCACCAGAGGAACAGAAGAAUGCAUCAUUUCCUAGAGUGAACCAUAACAAAUAUGUUGUCACUGACAGAGCGGCUUACUUUGGUAACUUUAAUUGGGUCGGAAACGAUUUCUGCCACAAUGCAGGAUCAGGCCUCGUAAUAAAGAAGACAGAAGCAUCAAUCAACAAAAAUGAAACAAUCGUGGAGCAGCUGAAGGCCGUAUUUGAGAGGGACUGGUAUUCAAGCCACUCCAAGAAUUUACAGAAAACUCACUUAAUAAAAUGUGUACAAGAAACACCAGAACAGCCAGAACCAAAGAAGAUUAAUGGAGACAGUCCGGAUAUAAGUGAUAACAAUAUUAGCCAAUAAAAGCAAAAGAAAUUACAGUACAACACAAGGUGGCAUUGGUUACUUCAGUAAUGGCAUUUGUUAUCAGAGUGCUACAGGUAGCCAUUACACAGCAACUAAUUACAUACUGCAUACUAUCUCUAUUAAGACUUAAUGGACAAUACAAUGCCAGCAAAUCCUGCCAAACCCUACACUGGCAGCUACAUCACAACUAAAUAAAAUAACGUUUUGUUAUGCACUGAUAGGACAUGGCAACUAUGAGUCAGAUGUUGAUCAGAUGAAAAGGAAAAAAAAGCACAUCUCUUUAGCAUACAGAAAGCCCUUUUACUUUAAAGUUUGGAAUAUACAAAUAAACUGCACAUAUCUGCUCAAACUGAUCAAUUUACUGAAUCAUGUAUGCAUUUUGUGUACAACUAGGGUAACUUUUUAACUUUGCCUUUUAUUAUUUAUUUGGGCUCUAUACUGAUUCAUGUCAGCUUAUGUGCACAUGAUGCUGGCAUUACCAGAGUUAUAGUGUCAAGGGUUCUAUUCUGAGUACUGCUGAGAUUCAGUCACUGUUGCUUUACUGACCUCUGUGCAAAGCAUAUCAACUGGCAGUACAGAAGCAAUAACAACAUUUUCAUCAUAUUUAAGACAAAGCCACUUUUUAUGGUUUGAUUUCCCUCUUAAACAUGACAAAUUUAAAGUCUUGUGGAUCUAUUAAUUAGUUAGCUACUAUAUGUUAGUUUGCUAAAAGAAAACCACCAGUCACCAAUGUAUGCUGUUUAUAUGGCAUGCUAGCCAAAGUUUAUUUGAAGGUAUAAGUAAUUAAAAUAGCAAAGCUGCCAGUUAUUUUGGUUUCACAAAGGUAAUAUAAAGGUCUACAUAUACACUCUUGGAAACCAUGUCUAUCCAACUUAGUUCAGCAAUUUUGUAUUUUUUACAAAGUACAAUACGUUUAAUUCUUAAGCAAAAAUGUGGUAUGAAUUUGGAUUAAAUUUGGAUUUCUGUAUCACUGUUGCAUGUAAUUUAUAACAUACUGUGCAUGCCUCAUGUCUCUCUCAUCCGUAUUAAUGAUCAUGCCCAGAGUUUUACUACAGGCAGUGCCAAAUAAGCUAUUUAUCUCUCUGUCUUAUUGUCUGUGUGUCUCCAUCUCCCUCUUUUUGUGUCCAUCAAAAAGCAAGACUUUUCCAUGUCGCCCAUAAUUAUACAGUAAAAUAGUUUCAUUAUUACCGUUCUGAAAGAAGUACUGACCCAAAAUGAAGAAGUAGUGGCUUUUACAUGGUUAUCCAGUUUUUGUUAAAGGUGAUGAAUGCUGUCUGUGCAUUGUAUGUCAAUUGAUGUUGUCCUUCCUUUUAAUUGCAUAGUUCAAAUAUAUCCACUAGCAUAAAUUUUAUUCCUUUUUUCUUCUUCUGCAACAAAUCUUUCCCUGUCCUCCAUCACACAACUUCUGUGACAGGACUUUCUCUGUUAAAUAAAUGCCUCCCUUCCUAAGUUCUUUAUUUUAUUCUUAUUUUUUUUUUUUUUUGUCCAAAGGAGUAAAACACUCCCAUUCCCUUGUGUAAUCUAGCUAGCCAAUUUAACAUUUACAUUGAUUAUUUACUAUGUAUUUGUUCACUGACUACGUUUUAUACUGAGCUGCUCUCACUGCGUUUAUAUCCAUUCUGCAUUACGGUGUGUAUGAUUGCGUCCGGUGUCCCAAAUAUACACUAUAACCAGUGCCUUAUAAAGUAUAAUCUUUGGUGUCAAUAUACAGUCAUUUGAGUUUUCCCUUUGCCCAUAUAUGUAUCAUAGCUGAUCAGUGUUGCAGUAACUUAAAAAUGGCUUCCAUCAUGUCAUAACAUGAACAGAUUAUUUAAUACUAUGCCACAGACUUACAUGCUGGAAGAUGCACCAAAAGUUUCAUAAAAAAUUAAAGUAAACAUUAAGUGCUUUCAUUCCUAGACAGAACUUCAUUAGAACUGCUACGUUAGUACAUAACUUCAAAUUUAAACACUUCCAAUUCCAUGAUGUAAAGCAAUCCCAUCCAACUAAUUUCAAUAAAACAUAAAUAUUAAUCACUUAAUUACUAAAGUAAAUAGUAAUUAUAAAAAGAAUAUCAUUACAAAAACCUUUUGAUAAAAACUUGAAGUGAUGGACUAAUUUAAUUGUUCUGAUGAAGUCCCUAUCUAGGAAUGAAAGUGUUUAACUUUUAUUUAUUUUUUUAUUAUGAAAUAAAAGUCUCAAAACUUUUGAUACAUCUUCCAGCAUGUAAGUCAAUUGUUUGGUGUCGGUUAUUGUGCUGGUUUAAUGAUUUUUCCUUGGAUUUUUAUGUACUAUUCCAGUUACAGUUCCUACUUUGUCAUGUUUCUGUUAUUUAUUAAGAAGUAUAUCAGAGUCAUUCAGAAUCAUUGCCUCUUCUGUUUUUGAUCAUUUUUUUCAACUGUAUCAAAGUUCUGUUUAUGAUACUACAGUCAGCCACUGUGAAAAUGAGCACUAUAGCACAGAGUACUGAAGAAUAAAUAGAGUUCCAUAGCAUAAGCUGAUAAGUUGUGGUAUCAUGCGCAUCUAUAUAGAAACAGCAGAAAGGUAGAAAGGAUGGAACCCUUCUUUCAUUUAGAACCCACUAGAAACAAAGCAAAAUAGAAAAACAUUGCAAAUAAUAUAAAAUGCUAACUGAAAUAUUUGUAAAUCUUACAUCAUAGGUGGAUAAUAUACAAAGUUAGCUGGUAGCAUAGAAGCAGAUUGUCUGAUUCCACUCUGGACGAUCCAUGUUCAAAACUAACUCAGACUACCAGUAGAGAAAAUUAUGUAUCCUGAGAUCUUCUAUAUUUUGCAGUGAGGUGAACACAGUGUGUCUGCUAAUGCCUCGUAUUUCCUAAAGGCUUGAGAUGUUUGGCAAUAUAAGUUCACUGAAAAUGCAAAAUCCACAGCAUUUGCUGGUGACUUUCAACAGUGCUAGUUUGGUGACAUGCUUGCUGUACUCAGCCACUACUGCAUUAAUGGCAAAAUAAGUUUACAAAGGAGAUGGUUCUUCUCAUCCAAGUGAUAAUAGCCAAGAGGACCUCACCACAAAAAGGACUAGGUCUGUAUAAGUAAGGAUCAGGGACAGAAAUAUUCUUAAUAGGCACCUGAUGAUAUAUGAAGAGGCCAAAAACUCUGAUGAGAGGCAUUGUGGUUAGGUGUGCUUACAAAUAAACUCUUAAAAAUAUUUAAUAUACAGAGCUACCCAAAGUACAUUUACCUUAAUAGCUACUAAACAGGGUAUUUUAUCUCACAAAAAUCAGCUUAUAUACUUUUUUGUAACAUAAAUGGUCUUGCAUUCAUUUGUGUAGUAGAACCAUCUCCCUUUCCUUUGUUAUAAGUGUCUGUUUGCUGCAAUGUAUUGUACUGUAGGUGUAUAAUAGUACUGAAUUGACCUGCAUUCCCUGGUCAUUGUUUGUGUAUUUCUUCAUUUGUUUUAUCACAAUCAGACAUAUGGGGUAUACACUGUUAAUUAUGCCACUAUAAUUGGUGGGUAUAUCUCUGUGGGAAGCAUGCAGUGGAUUGGACUGGAUACUUCUAGAAGCAAGGAACAAGAAUAAUUUACUGUUGCCAUGAUGUAUUAAUCCAGUCAUUUGAUGGUAUUCAAGGAAUAUAUAGUAAAUAAAGUGGCUGUAAUAUGUGGA
Molecule: messenger RNA, 5575 nt
Organism: Protopterus annectens (West African lungfish)
Lineage: Eukaryota; Metazoa; Chordata; Ceratodontiformes; Protopteridae
Gene: PLD5
Product: phospholipase D family member 5
Exons: 11
Coding region: 447-1970 (507 amino acids)
Molecular function (GO): catalytic activity
Source: RefSeq, a predicted model, not a curated record